Messenger RNA from Candidula unifasciata, 660 nucleotides. Lineage: Eukaryota; Metazoa; Mollusca; Gastropoda; Stylommatophora; Geomitridae. The record is from the annotation of a GenBank genome assembly.
AUGUCGAAAGUCACUGCUGACCUAGUUAUCCUCUUCAUAUGUUGGACGUCGCUCCACCUGGUGGCCGCCAAGGAAUUUUCUCAGUUUACUUUGGACUUUUUGGAGAUUGUUACUGGUGAUUUUGACAACCGGCAACAGAUUGAAAGCGGAGGCACAGACCACGCGUUCAUUCAGUUUAGGAUAGUUCCUGCAAAUAUGCCCCUACUGCAGCCGGACACCGUGUGGUACGAUGAGUGGGCAGCGGACGGCAAGCUACUACACAUGCAGAUUGGUAUUAUUUCUGAGCUACCCAGAGACAAUAUUUUGAUUGACCUCUACAACUUCACAGAACCCAGUUUCUACAAGCCAGGAGAAUUCAAUACUUCUAGCCUGGCUGGUCUCAAGCGCGGAGAUCUCAAAAGACACAACUGCUCCGCUGUGUUUCGGAGGUUGAACAAGGAUGUCUAUGUGGGUUACUGGCCUGACUGUAGAAGUCUAGUCAGAGGGCACCAUCCCAACUACGCUGACACUUUCACUUGCCAAGAUGUGAGCAUCAUCAUUCCUCCAACCGUCGAGGAAACAUUUGCCCAGCCACCAUAUAUCUUUCAGCGGAAGGACACGAGGUACCGAUUUACGGGUCUUCCAGACACUUACGGUAACUUCUGUGGCACGAAGAACUAA